CCCCGAUUGGGAUGGCAGAGAAAGCUGGGGCCAUGACAGCUACAGUGGAAGUCACAAACGGAAGAGGAGAUCUCACAGUAGUACACAAGAAAACAGGCAUUGUAAACCACAUCAUCAGUUUAAAGACUCUGAUUGAUGUUCCAUUGGGGCUGUUUACCAGAUUGCUUUCUAAAUUAGCCAGCUGGGGUUACUUUAAAAAAACAGUAUGUAAUUUUUUUCCUUCUCCGUGCUAAACAGAGUUAUUCUGUCAAAGAGCUUGUUUGUAGUUCCUGUACAAUAAUCAUGCUUUAUUAAACAGUUAUGUGAGGGGUAAGGUUUAUGGCAAGAUUGAAUGACCAGACCUUAGUAAUGAACAAUACACAAUACGAAUUGUCUGUACCUCACUAUUACAGUAUGCAAAGUACAAAAUACUAUUUAAGGCUUAUCAUCUUAAAACUAAUUAUUCAUAGUUCUAGUAUAUAUUAUAUAUGUGUAAAGAUUGAUUUGAGGGAUUUGUAUUCAUCAUUAUAAAAAAACAUAAUUCAUAAUUAUAAAAAAAUCAUAAUUAUAAAAAAACAAGUCAGUUUGAUUAACCACUAAGCCAGCACUGCCAUUUUUGACAUUGACACCGGACAUUGUGGUGGUUAUUCAUCCUAAUCCAGAAUAUUCAUUAACUGUAAAAAAAAUGAAAGCUAAACAUUUUAUAAAUAUUUUAAUAAAAUUACUGGGAAAUUGAAGGAACAAAGAAUAAAGGAGCAACAGGUUGGAAACUAUUGCCCUUUACUGAAUUACUUCUCACUGUCUGUUCCUAAAGGGUCUUUGUGUACAAAUCUUUGCCUGUGAAAGUAGAUUCUGAGAAGAGGCAUUUUCAAGUUAAAGGGUAUGAAAUCUCACAAGGUUCUUGUUGCAUAUUCUCUUUUCUUUUUCUAGAAUGCUUAUAACAUGCUCCUUCAUGCUGUCUCUAGUUUUGUCUGUUUUAAAUUGUUUUCUUAAUCUGAAUUUCUAAAUUUCUAGUGAAUUUGUUGUGAAGAAUUUUUACAUCAGUUGUUUUCUGUUAAAGUAUGUUUCUUACUGAUUUAUAAGACUUUAUUAUGUAUUAAUUAUUUUAGCCCUUUGUUACAUGCAUUAUAAAACCUUUUCCCCCUGACUUAACUUUUGGCAGUAGCCUGUGAGUUGGUCUCUGUCUUUCAGGAGACUUAAUUAAUCUAUUGUCUCAAAUACUGGAAAGACCAACAUAGCUGUAAAUAACCUUUAUAUAUUUGUCUCCCCGUAACACAGAAUACCAAGUUUUAAACCUUUGAUAAAUUUCAUGACUGGAAAUCACCUAGGAGGUAUGCAGACUAAGAUUCAGACUCUGUGGCCUGGGUCCUCAUUUACAAACUUUGUAUUCAGUAUUAGUGCUACUAGGCCUUCCUUUCACAAACACCUAUAGUAUGGUGUGGGGGGGCUUCUAAUGACAUUCUCCUGGGUGAAAAUUGGCUCUUGAUACAGUCAUCUACUUGCUGUCUAACUGUAGAUACAUGCAUCCUAAGCCUCUGCCUGGUGGUGUUGUCUGUGUGUUAGAUGGCACUCUACUGUUCUCCUGGAAUUUCUUCUGCUGUCUAUUUUGUCCAAUCCUGACUUUCCUUUAAGAUGCUUAUCUGUCUUUGUCAUGAAUUCUUCCCUAAUCAUUUUAAUCUAACUGAAUUCUUUGCCUUCCCUGAGUCUAAGUGAUCAUUUGCACCUUUUCAACUUAUUUUUCAUUUGUCUAUUUUGAUUUUGAUUUUUCUUUCUCUUUGUGAGUAAUCUUAAGUUGUUCAUUUGUUGGCAGAGACCUUGCCUUAUAUAAUUUUAUUUUAUCUCCCACAGGACCUGUGUGGAAAUAAAAACAAAUUUCAGUGCACUCAACAGUUUGGGCUGUUUUGAAAAGUUACAAUGAAAUAUUCACUGGGCAUUCAGUGGAUAUUUUUAAAAGAUGAAAUCUGUUAUUCUGUCUACCCUGUCUACAGCUUAUAUAAUUCUGUGGACUUUAAUCUUUAACCUUUGGUCUUUGGUUGUGAUAAACUGGAAAGGUCCUUCUCAUGCUAGUUCUACUCAUGGUAGUACAUCACCACUUCCAUUUUUUAUCAUUGAUAGAGUGUCAGCAGGGCCAGUUUCACAUAGUAUUCCAGUUAAAGAUUAUCAGUCUAGUUUUUUUUAAGGUAGACUUUGGAUGUGGUGGAGGCGGGUGUGAUACCUUAUAAAAUUAAGUAGGAAGCCCUUAAAGUAUGACAUCUAGUUUGUUGUGUUUCAUCCAGAUUUCUGUUUUAGACCAAUUGACUCAGGCCUAGAGUUUUAUCUGAAUAGCCUGAGUUGUUUCUCCAGAGGUUAGGAAGAACUUGAGAAUGAUGCUAGGCAAUAAGAAAACCCAGCCUGAAUUAGAUGCCAGUCCUGUUGAGUAGUUGUCCUAGGGAUGUUUCUCUCUGUUUCUGCUUAAACCAGCACUUGGGAAGGAAAUGACAGCAUAUUCUGGGGAGUAUAAAGGGGUUGGUGGGGGCAGCUUCAGCAACAUCUGUCACUCCAUUGCUUGUCAGGAUUAUUUAGCUGAUUUGUCUGACUGGGCAGGUGUCCCCUCUCUCCCUCAGUGCUCCAUGUGCAUCCCUCUUGAAGCUUCGCACUCUGUUGAAGAGGACACUCAUCCCAGUCACUACUUAGAAGCAAGAUGCUUGAAUGAAAGAGAUUAUCGGGAUCGAAGAUACAUUGAUGAGUACAGAAAUGAUUACUGCGAAGGAUAUGUUCCCAGACAUUAUCAUAGAGACAUUGAAAGCUCUUACCGGAUCCACUGCAGUAAAUCCUCAGUACGAAGCAGGAGAAGCAGCCCUAAAAGGAAGCGUAAUAGACACUGUACAAGUCAUCAGUCACAUUCGAAGAGCCACCGAAGGAAAAGAUCCAGGAGUAUAGAGGAUGAUGAGGAGGGUCACCUGAUCUGUCAAAGUGGAGACGUUCUAAGAGCAAGAUAUGAAAUCGUGGACACUUUAGGUGAAGGGGCCUUUGGCAAAGUUGUAGAGUGCAUUGACCAUGGCAUGGAUGGCUUACAUGUAGCAGUGAAAAUUGUAAAAAAUGUAGGCCGUUACCGGGAGGCAGCUCGCUCUGAAAUCCAAGUGUUGGAGCACUUGAACAGCACUGACCCCAACAGUGUCUUCCGAUGUGUCCAGAUGCUGGAAUGGUUUGAUCAUCAUGGUCAUGUUUGUAUUGUGUUUGAACUGCUGGGACUUAGUACCUAUGAUUUUAUUAAAGAAAAUAGCUUUCUGCCAUUUCAAAUUGACCACAUCAGGCAAAUGGCUUAUCAGAUCUGCCAAUCUAUAAAUUUUUUACAUCAUAAUAAAUUAACUCAUACGGAUCUAAAACCUGAAAAUAUUUUAUUUGUGAAGUCUGACUAUGUAGUCAAAUACAAUUCUAAAAUGAAACGAGAUGAACGCACACUGAAAAACACAGAUAUCAAAGUUGUUGACUUUGGAAGUGCAACAUAUGAUGACGAACAUCAUAGUACCUUGGUGUCCACACGGCACUACAGAGCUCCAGAGGUCAUUUUGGCUUUAGGUUGGGCUCAGCCUUGUGAUGUUUGGAGCAUAGGCUGCAUUCUUAUUGAGUAUUACCUUGGGUUUACAGUCUUUCAGACUCAUGAUAGUAAGGAGCACCUGGCAAUGAUGGAGCGGAUAUUAGGACCCAUCCCAGUGCACAUGAUCCAAAAGACAAGGAAGCGCAAAUAUUUCCACCAUAACCAGCUAGAUUGGGAUGAGCAUAGCUCAGCUGGGAGAUAUGUUAGGAGACGCUGCAAGCCAUUGAAGGAAUUUAUGCUGUGUCACGAUGAAGAGCAUGAAAAGCUGUUUGACCUGGUUCGAAAAAUGUUGGAGUAUGACCCAACGAAGAGGAUUACCUUGGAUGAAGCAUUGCAGCACCCUUUCUUUGACUUAUUAAAAAGGAAAUGAAUGGGAAUCAGUGGUCUUCCUAUAUACUUCUCUAGAAGCAAUUACUUUAAGACUGUGUCAGUCAACUAAACAUUCUAAUAUUUUUGUAAACAUUAAAUUAUUUUGUACAGUUAAGUGUAAAUACUGUAUGUUUUGUAUCAAUAGCAUAGCUACCUUGUUAAGUAUAGUGUUGAUAAUGAAUGCAAUAUGAGUUAAAAUGAAUUUUCCCUUUUGAUGUUAAUUGCCAUUUUUAAAGGCCUUUGGAAUACCCUUUGUGUCCAGUGAUUAAAGUGAUUGGUCUUGUCUUUUGUACAUGAAGGUUGACUCUGAAGUGAUUUUUUUUUUUCUUGAGUAAAAGGAAAUCUUGA
This is a messenger RNA of Alexandromys fortis (reed vole), 4273 nucleotides long. RefSeq names its product CDC like kinase 4 (gene Clk4). Gene Ontology annotation, biological process: regulation of RNA splicing; peptidyl-tyrosine phosphorylation. The record is from RefSeq and is a predicted model, not a curated record. Gene Ontology annotation, cellular component: nucleus. NCBI's taxonomy places the organism in Eukaryota, Metazoa, Chordata, Mammalia, Rodentia, Cricetidae. Gene Ontology annotation, molecular function: protein tyrosine kinase activity; protein serine/threonine kinase activity; ATP binding. The transcript has 13 exons. Bases 2454 to 3926 code for a protein of 490 amino acids.